UUUCUCGGUUCAUACAUUGAAUCAUCAUAUAUUUUUAUCAGAGUUUAAACAUACUGUAAUUCUAAUUACUCUCAGCUGCGUAAAUAAGUAAGCAUGGACGAACACGAAGUCUUAACUACAUUGAAGAUUUUGAUAAUUGGUGAGAGCGGAGUUGGAAAAUCGAGUUUGUUGCUGCGAUUUACAGAUGACACCUUUGAUCCAGAGCAGGCUGCCACAAUAGGUGUUGACUUUAAAGUGAAAACACUACAAAUAGAUGGUAACAAAGCCAAACUUGCAAUUUGGGACACAGCUGGACAAGAGCGAUUCAGAACACUGACCCCAAGUUACUACAGAGGAGCCCAGGGUGUCAUUCUAGUUUAUGAUGUGACUAGCAAAGCUUCUUUCAACAAACUAGAACAAUGGCUGAAUGAAUUAGAGACUUUCUCAACAAAACAUGAUCUCAUCAAAAUGCUUGUUGGAAACAAGAUAGACAAUGAUAGACGAGAGGUUACUAAAGAGGAGGGCCUAAAAUUUGCCAGGAAACACCAUAUGCUGUUUAUAGAAGCCAGUGCUAAAACUAAGGAGGGCGUGCAGUGUGCCUUCGAAGAACUUGUAGAAAAGAUCAUACAGACACCUGGAUUGUGGGAGACAGACAAACAAGGCAUGAGUCUUACAAGUCAAGGUCCAAAUGGAGGUCAAGGGGCAGCAUGUGGCGGAUACUGUAGUGUAAUAUGAGAGGACCAAGUGGUAUACAGACCGACCAAUCCUAACUUACGUAAAAAUAACAACAAAUGUUUGUGAUAUUAGAUAAUGAUUUAAAACUUAUAUGUAUGGAACAUGUAUAAUUUAAAGAUAACUUGAUAAGAUAAAGUAUUUAGUAGAUAAAAUGCAUGCUUCAAACAGUGAUUUUUCUUAUUAGAUCUAUUAAAUGCCUUGUCUAAAGGAACAAAAUUCUAUCUGAUAAUCUAAAGAGAGCAGAACAAUGCUAGUUGUUUUAGUUCAAAUUUUAUUUUCAUAGUUACAGUAAAUAAAAUUUCAUUCAGAAAUUUUUUCUUUCACCACUAAUUUAAUCUCCAAACAAAACUUAUUUCCUGUUGACCUUGUGAUACCUGUAUUAUAAAAUCAUAUAUUUUUGUGAAGCUUAAAUUUUGUGAUUUUCCAAAAAUACUCGUUUUUUAUUUACACUUGAUUUGGUGGUGAAAUCUUGCUCAUCAAAUCCACUAGCACUAUAGACCAUGUGAACUUGUUUGUCAUUUGUGUGUUCAUGAAUUCAAAGAAAAUAAAUCUCUCACAAAAAUCUAUGAUUUUACAGUAUGUGUAGCACUACAUGUAUCUGGAAACAUGUAAUUAUUACAGCAAUAGUGUAUUAAAAAUUUCUUGUUAAUACAAAACAUUGUAAUUAGUUUUUUUUAAAUUUUCAUGAGACAUAUUGAACAAUUGUUUGGGUGAAAUUUCAAAACGAAAAUGUCAUGAAGGUGAACUUGAUUUUGUAUACUUCCUGUUAUGAAUCAAGAAAAGUAGAUACAGUGUAUUUUAUUCAUGUCAUACUUGUACUUAAUUGUUAAUUUUCAACAUAUUCAGCUUUUACUUCAUUUUUAUUGAUUUAAUAUUAUAAUUAAUUAAAGAAAUUAUGGUGUUUUUUUAUGAUAACAGUCAUUAUUGAAAUGUCUUACAUUUUAGAAAUUUAGAAAGCAUUUAGUAAUUUACCCAGUACAUUUAAAUGCUGUGACGCUAUAGAAGAACAUAACAUUGAGAGUAUUUCAAUAUUUCCACAGCAUAGGGUAUUAUCAGGAAUAAUGCCAAUUUGUAGAGACAUUCAACUAAAUGUUGAACCCCCUGUACAUGUACUGACUUAUCUAUCUUCUAAUAAGCCCAGGAAGCCAACAUAUAACUUCUGACUAUACGAUAAGAACCAGGUUUAUUACAGGCUCAUUAUUUUAGAACCACUUGGCUGUGGAGGUCUGGUCUUUCUUAACUACAUGUACAUCAUGUAAGCUGUACCCUGAUGACGGUCUGGCUAUAUAGCUAGCAUGCUGAAACAUGUCAGUUACCAGUAUCAUAGAUAAAAGAAGGAUAUAUUGAUUGGAAACCUGGCUUCAGGAGUUUCUCCUACUCUUUUCAGUUUUAUUGAUUCAUUCUAAGAGGGAAAGUAUCUGAUUAGAGAUCCUUCUGAAAGCUAGUUAAACUAUAAAAGACCUAUGUGCUUCUUUUUUGUUUUUUGUCUAUUUUUGAAAAUGUGUUCAAGCUUUUUUGUUAAACUAUGAGAAUUUGAAACCUCAAAAAAAUUAGUCAGUGCCAGUAUUAGUUUGAAGGAAAAAUUUUGGCAGGUAAACUAUCUGAUCAUUUUUCAUGUUAGCAAAUAAUAAUACCUAUAACCUUUAAGCAUGAGUAAGUUUGCAUAAAUUUAUCAACCAGGUAUCGUACAUCAAGACCGUUGCAGAGAAAGGGAACAGUUUGCCCGUCUCAUUUAAAUGUAACUAUAUACUGAUAUGAUGUUGUUUUACUUUAUGUGGAGGAAUGAAUUUUGAUUUUACAUUUCUUAUGCAUAUUUGAUUUACAAUUAUGUUGACUUUAAAUGAAUUGUUACUAUAUACACAAGAUAUACAUGGUUUUCCAUGCAUAUGAGAUGAAAAAGAAAUGAUUCAUUUUACUUUGUAUAAGUGUCUUGAGAGUCAAAACGAAGCUGUGUCAUAGAGAGACUUCAGUUUGUAUCUAAGUGUGACCCUGAAAGGAUUUACAUUGACUUGUCAUGAUUGAGAUAAAACACUAAUAGAAAUAGACAAAUUACAUAAAUCAUUACACCCGGUAAUUUUGCAUUAGAUAAAUGGCCAGAUUCCAUAGUGACUUUGUUGUAAUGCUCGGUGCUAACUAUAAUAUAAUUCUCCUAAUGUGAUUAACAGUAUGAUUAGAUAUGGCUUGCGUUUCAGUUUUUCUUUUCAAUGGAUGAUGUGAACAGUCAUCAUUUUAUCUUUGUUGCUUGCCAUUGAUCACCUUAUAACAGAUAAAAAACAAAGACAAAAAUUUGAAAACUCAGUCAGUUGCCAGUAAAAGCUUUUUAAUAUCAGAUACAGGUAUACUUGGUACCUCUAAAAGAUUUGGAACACAAAGAUAUUUUUCAAAUUGCUUAUAAGGAUUUUUGAUGCCAUUGAGAUUAACUCUUAGAAAAUUUGGGAGACUGGAGGAUGCUGACAGUUUAUGAUAUUAGCAUAUAUUGGUGUUGGUUUAGUAUGAAGUUAAUAUUCAAGUUUGAGCGAUGGAGUCCUGAUAAACAGAAUUGAGGGUUAUGGGGUUUAUAUAUUGCCCACUUUUCAUUAUUUUCCCUUGUAAAGUGCUAAUUUAUGAUUUGAAUUAAUAUGUCAAAAGCUUUUGUUUGUAAAACUCAUGUUUGUACAUAAUAAAUAGCUGCAUUGUAUAUUUUCUCAAAUCAGACACGUCUUUCAGUGUGUAAGAGUGAGAAUGAUUUAUUGAGAGAGUAUGGCAAAGGGAGACAACUCAGUAUCCACAUUACAUUGUAUAUAUGGCAAGAUUUAUGUUAUCUAGUUAAUAAACACUAUAACUGUGUGAUGCCUAUUUACAUCAUAUAAGCUUAUACACGUAACUGUUUGUGAAUAGUUUUGUUCUUAUUUUAAAUUUUCGGGAAACUAGUUACUUGCUAUAUAUAUGAUAUAUGGCAAACUUGAUGUUUGCAUCUUUAAAGAAAAUGUUGUCUUCAUAUAUUUAGUUUGAGGUAAACAUAAAUAACUUUAUAUACAGUGUAUCUUCUUGUGUAGGGUUGACUUUAAAACUGGUUGUGUGUCUUUGUAGUCAAAGUGAUCCAAACACCAACAAAAUGAUCCUGUGUUGUGUCUAGCCUUACUUAAUCUACUUGAGCUUCCAUAGAUCAUUAAAUGGAAGUGCUUAAUUUGUGAUUAUGCAGUUAUAAUAAGAAUGUUUUGAAAUUCACUGUCUUUGUAAUGACAUGCAGGUUCCGAAUCAUAAUUCACAAUUUGAUCUUUAUACAGUGGUUCUGAUACUCAAUACUUUCUUAACAAAAAAAUCAGCAUCUGUUUUUUUGUAAAGUUAGUGAUUCAGUAUGCAUAUCUUUACUUCUAGAUGUGUUGUCCUUUACGAAACUUCUGAGUAUAAGGAAAGGAGAAAAAAAAUUUUAUUCUCAAACACUUCUUUACUUUCAUUAGAGACAUAGCACAUGUAAAUUUUUAGCAUAAUAUAUUUUGAUACUAUUUUUUCUGUUAACCUGCAAUACUUUGGUGUUUCACUACUAGACCUUGAAAUGGCUACAAAUACUAUGUGGUUAGGCUCAAUGUUUAGAUCAUUUUUUGUUUUUCAGUUAGGUUUUUUUUUCAUGCCCCUAAUUUCUUGAACUUUAUAAUUCUUUUCAAAUUUAAUUUUCAUUUACUUAUUUCCAAUUUCUAGCAAAUAUUGAACCUCACCUUUUUGGGAGGAGCAAAAACCUUCUAGCUAAGUUUUUGGUUAGACUUGAAGUUUACGUUCAUAUCCAUCAAAGUGGAUGCUGGGUGUGUUUGAACAAGAUGCUCUAGUCACCACAGCAAUUGUCUUAGCAAGUGAUCUUCUUGAGAGCUUGCAACAGAUUUUAUGCAAAACACACUGCACAAGAAAACUUUGUGUUACUGAAUAAACUUACUGGUAAACUACAUGAUAAAAGGGUCAUUCCUGAGUGGAAAGUCAAUAAAAAUAUAAAACUAAUGGGAUAAUAUUUAAUUUUCUAGAGAAGUAAAAGUUGAUAACUUUAUAUUAAUAACUCACAGUGAUCUAAUUAUAAAACGUUUGAUAUUCGGCCUGAAGUAUAGAGAUUUAUGUGGGCUAUAGACAGUAUAUAUACAUGAUGCACAUUUUGUCAUGCUGAUACAUGUAUCAACACAGAUAGGUAGUGUCUUUUAGGUAUAAAUUUGGAAAAUGAUUGAACGAAGGAAUGUCCCUUUAAAUGAACUGGAGUGAGUUUUGAUAAAGUUGAAUGUAAAUAUUAUACAACCAGUACAUAGUGAGUAAGCUAGCAGGUAUUGUUCUUAAUCAUCAAAUGUCUACUUGUUAGUGGUAGAUAGGUAGUUGUGGAUAAACCAAGGUACAUAGACAUUGUUUUGCAUGGAUGUGUUGUAAAUUAAGGAUUUUGAUUGAUACAAAAUGUUAUAUUCACUAGGUUCAGACUGUAAUGUGUGUGGACUUUGACAUUAUUUUUGAAAAAGGAAAAACAUAAAAAUGAAAAUGAUUGAAAUAAACAACAAAUGUUCAUGAAGAGGUAAAUAUUACUAAUAUAACAUGUACAAUUGGCUUAUUGUAUGUUUUGAAUUUUAUAUUAGUCAUUUGUAUAAUACUGAUGUCCUGUGUCCAACCUCAAAAUUUCUUGUCGAAAUUUAACUUGUGUUAAAGAUGAAUUGAUUGUUUGCAUUUCAUGAAAAAAAUAUAAAGAGGAUGUGUAAGUGAGACUACCAAAAAAGGAAAUUGUAGUCAACUUUUCUCUCAAUUCUAACAAACGAACAUUAAUACUUGUUUUUAAAAAUAACUGAAGAAAUUAUGACUCACAGUCUACUGACGUAGGAUGAUACUACCUGUAAAUAUCCUCUUCUAUGUGGUUUUAGUUAGGGUUUCCUUUGUAUAUCAGUGGGGGUAGAUUAUUUAUUGAAUUAUGUUGAUCAUAUUGCUGCUAUGUAUGUUAUCUUGCUGAAUGUUGAUGGAAGUAAAUGCACAAUACCAUUGUACAGUUUGUAAUAAAUCUAUCGGAAUUUGCGCCAAAUACAGAUUACCAAAUCAUAAA
This is a messenger RNA of Ylistrum balloti, 5749 nucleotides long. RefSeq names its product ras-related protein Rab-18A-like. NCBI's taxonomy places the organism in Eukaryota, Metazoa, Mollusca, Bivalvia, Pectinida, Pectinidae. The record is from RefSeq and is a predicted model, not a curated record. The transcript has 7 exons. The coding region runs from base 94 to 714 and encodes 206 amino acids. Gene Ontology annotation, molecular function: GTPase activity; GTP binding.